Cygnus atratus (black swan) is the source of this 3125-nucleotide messenger RNA. It is a transcript of the gene TMX4, whose product is annotated as thioredoxin related transmembrane protein 4. NCBI's taxonomy places the organism in Eukaryota, Metazoa, Chordata, Aves, Anseriformes, Anatidae. The record is from RefSeq and is a predicted model, not a curated record. The coding region runs from base 163 to 1173 and encodes 336 amino acids. The transcript is spliced from 8 exons.
CCCGAGGCUGCCAUCCCCGGGGCGCUGCGGGAGCCGCUGCCGCCACCUCCCCUCAGGCGGCCGGUAACGGCCGGUAGCCGAGGGCCGCCCCUCGCCGCCCCGCCCCGCCCCGCCGCGGCCGUUGGCGCCCGCCCUCGCUUCCUGGGCCCGGGCGGGGGGAAAAUGGCGGCGGGCGGCGGCGCCGGGCUGCGGCUGUGCGUGGCGGCCGCCGUGCUGCAGGCGGCAGCGCUCAGCUCUGCCGCUGCCCUCUCCUCCUCUCCCUCCUCCUCCUCCUCUUUCUCCUCGUCCUCGGCGGGCAGGCCCGGCGAGCCGCGGAGCCGCGUGCAGGUGCUGGGCGGCUCUAACUGGAGCCUGGUGUUGCAGGGCCAGUGGAUGGUGGAGUUCUAUGCUCCUUGGUGUCCAGCUUGCCAACAGAUUGAAUUGAUAUGGGAGAGUUUUGCAAAAGAAAGUGAACAUCUAGAUAUCACUGUGGGAAAGGUGGAUGUCACUCAAGAACCAGGCUUGAGUGGUCGAUUCUUUGUAACAACACUUCCUACAAUUUACCAUGCAAACAAUGGAGUAUUUCGCAGAUACAGAGGCUCACGCACGUUGGAAGACCUUCAGGGUUAUGUUUUAGAGAAAAAAUGGAAAGCUGUGGAGCCGGUAGCAGGAUGGAAGUCCCCGUCUUCUAUAAUGAUGCAUGGUAUGGCAGGGCUAUUUCACCUCUCUGGGUGGAUCAGGCAAGUUCAUAGCUACCUCACUGGCACUCUUGGAAUUCACGUUUGGAUGUCUUAUGCAAUCUUCAUCUUGGCUACCUUGUUGAUUGGCCUGUUCCUGGGUUUGAUACUGGUCUUGAUUUCAGACUGCCUUUGUCCAUCAAAGUCAAAAUACAGAACUGAAACAUCUGAAGAAGCAAUUACAAAGGAGAAUGUGGAGAAUGCAGCAUUAGAAGAACCAGAGGAGGCUGCUGAGCUUUCUGCAGAUGAUGCAGAAGAGACUGCAGAGGCGAAAGACCUCUCAGAUGAAGAAGAUGCAGCAAAUUCAAGUGCUGGUGACUCAGAAGAGGAUUUGGAGCUUGGAAAAGAAUCGGGUGAAGAAGAAACAGAAGAUUUGAGUGAACAGCCUUUAGCUGAUUCAGGGACUGAAAGCUCAGUAAGACAGCGUAAAAGUCAGGCGGCUGACAAUGGACUAUAGUUGUUCAGUGGUGUAUUUUGUACACUUGGACCAAAGAAGUGUCAGACCCUGGGUCUGAAGCUGAAGCUUACACUUGAUUCGUCACUUGUGUUUACGCAAAACCUCUGCUCUUUUAGCAGGCUUUUCUUUUUUAAGCUAGUAAUUACUCAUUGAGUUUGUUUUAUAAGUAUAUAUACUGUUUAUUGUAUAACUUUAGCCAUGACAAUCAAAUUAAGUGUAUUGUGUGUGUAUUAUGUAUUCGAAGACUUAAGGGAAAAGGGGGGUGGAACCAAGUCUCAGUUCACCAGCUGUAAAGUGGUCAUCUGUGCUUGUGCUCCUUCGUAAGUACUGACCAAGACAAGGACUCUUAACUCUCAAGUAGCUUGGCAGGGCUGUGACUCUUCUGAAUGUUUAUUUAUUCCAAAUGCCACAGAAGCACCAGAUAAGUGAUACGGCAGUGAAAGAAGGCACCUUAUGAGUCUUCUGUUGAAAAAUGUGGUGUAGGAUGGGUUUAUUUUUAUCACUUCUAACUGAAGCACCUUUAUAUCUUUCUUAAUGUUUGUUUUGAAAGUAUAUCAUGUGGUGCGCCUUGUGCUCUGAUUAGCAUGGCCCCAGAUUUUUCAGGCUUUGGUAAUUCAGAGGCAUGCUGCGUAGCUCAAGCUUGUCAGCUGAGAUUAUUUUUAUUUUUUUUGACCCAAGGAGUUUUGAGUAAUCAAAAGCUUCAGGCCCAGAAAGAGUGGCAGCUAGAUGCUUAAAAUGUGUAGUACUUAAAAAGGUUUAAAGGCAAUUAUUUCGGUCAGGGAAAACUGCCAAAGCAUGACUCUUUUCUUUAAGAGAUUGUAGCAAGAAAUACUCAUUUUGCAGCCAGUAAGGUGCAUAUUUCUUGCCAAUACAAGCUUAUGAUGUGCAGUGCAGUUCUGCUGUUUCCAACCCAGAAUAGUUCUGGCAGAACUCAAGCUGCUUUAGUAAUAUUAAUUGAGGAGGCAUUUAAGGCUUCACCUUUGUCACUUUUCUACUUUGUCACUAGAAUCAGCACAUUGGGGAAAGGGAGGAGCAGGAGCAAGCAGCAAGGAGAAGCUUUUGGUUUUUGCUAAUUAUAUCAAGAUAAAUAUGUAUCUAUGGAACUGUAUAAAGUGAAAAUGGCUUGGCAGGUAGACAGCUUUAGGUGUGAUUAGAGGACUUAAGUCAUUAAAGAUACUGGUCUUUCCCUCCUUUGGUUGACUUGUUCAGUACUGUUUUUUUUUUUAGGUAAGGAAUAUCUACAGUAAGACCUUGUAUGUUAUGUUUCUGAUUGGAUGUGUGAUCAUGUGCAUAAGAUGUCUUAAUCUUGACUUUUUUAUAUUGCAUAAACCUUGCUAACGUGCAUGAAUUUCAUCUUGUUCUUCUAGAAUAAUCAGAUGAAAUCAUUUCUCUUACUAGAAGAGAAGUUGCAAGUGCAAAAUGCUAGUUUCCUUUGAGACUGAGAUUAAUAGGGCCAAUUUGUCUUGACUUUUUUUUUAAUGCUCGUAAAGAGCAUAUUUACUAAGAAAGCUUAACUUUUGCUCUCUGCGUCCUGUUACAUAUUGUGUCUUGGAACCAUAUAGCAGAAGUUUGGAUUUUUUUCUUUACACAAAAUUACACUGCAUGUAUUGGAUAUGAAUUUUCUUAAGGAGUGCUCUCAGUGCUGAGGUUGAAUCUCAUUCUACUGUAGUGGAGAUGUAUAAAUAUGCUUUCACAUAUGUGGAGACGUACAGAUGUUAAUAUAUGUACAUUGCACUAUAAUGAGAACAGUUGGUUUGUCUUGUGUAAUCUGUGCAUUCUUCAAUGUAACUAAGAAACUGUAGAAGCUUACAGACAGCAGAACUCGGUAUCAGUUGAGGUACGUGGCUAUUUUUUUUCCUCCAAACUAAGCAUGUAUUUGCAAAAAUUAAGAAAACUUCUGUGGCUAUCUUAGCGUGGAGGGAAGAACUAUGCACAUAAAAGUUCAGAGUACA